AUGACUACUCAUGUGACCAGAGACAUUGGUCCAAGGGUGAAUGCUUUGGAGAGAACCAUGACAUCUAGAUUGAGAGAUUUUAUGACAUUGAAUCCUCCUAUAUUUCUUGGUUCUAAGGUGGGAGAGAAUCCUCAAGAGUUUCUAGAUGGUGUAUAUAAGGUGUUGAGUGCCAUGGGGGUGACUUCUAAGGAUAAAACAGAGUUAGCUUCGUACCAAUUGAGGGAGGUUGCUCAAAGUAUGAGGGAUGGACCAAGUGAGAAAAAUAAAACUAGGUACAAGAAGAAAACUCCAAUUCUAGACGGACCUAGUGCUCCUAAGGUCAAAGUUGAUAAGGGUAGUGGUUCUCAAAACUGUAAGCCCACUUGUGUUACUUGUGAGAAAAAGCAGUAUGGGAAUUGUCUAGUUGGUACCAGGAAUUGCUUUAGUUGUGGUAAGGAUGAACAUAAGGCGAGGGAUUUUCCAAAUGUUUCAUUUAAAGCGGGAGAAGUAAAGGAAGAUCCUCCUUAUGGUCCAGAUGGUGGUGCUCUAAAGAGAAAUCGCUUCUAUGCUCUUCGAGCCAAAAGAACAAAAUCUGAUGAUGAUGAAGCCAUUAAGUUGUAG
Messenger RNA from Solanum lycopersicum (tomato), 600 nucleotides. RefSeq lists its product as uncharacterized. NCBI's taxonomy places the organism in Eukaryota, Viridiplantae, Streptophyta, Magnoliopsida, Solanales, Solanaceae. The record is from RefSeq and is a predicted model, not a curated record.